AUGCGGACCUACUACUUCCUCGACGCGGACGACUCAAGGAAGCCGGAUGUCUCCAUGCUCACUCGUUUCCCCCAAAUUCCUCCGAGGUGGUGGGGCCAUCUCCUCGUUCGUCGAAGACGUCGUCUUGUCGGUCUUCCAAUUCCUGAAACUCGCGGUAGCAUUUUCUCGGAACUUCUACCCCGGUUAUAUAUCACUACCGUGUUUGAUGCGUCAUACGUCAUGACCACUCCCUCAGAUUCUGUUGUCAGACAAGGCUGGGAUAAGGUUUUGACACUGGGUCCAAGCUGGUAUGGGGAUACAAGGUGUUCUAAGCCAGGGUCGUCGAUUUUUUUCCGAGAAGAACGGUCCUUCUUUCGGCUACAAUGGCUCGCGGGUGGAAGGAAGGUACUCUGUGCCGCAAGCAAUAUCUCGAAGGGUCAAGGAAUGUUAGCCGCUGGAAGACUCAGGCCUUUUCAGCUCGUAUUCGUCUUUCCUUUGUGGGUAUCUACCGCUGUUGGAUCUUGUUCCCCGGCUUUGCAUGACUAA
Molecule: messenger RNA, 525 nt
Organism: Guyanagaster necrorhizus
Lineage: Eukaryota; Fungi; Basidiomycota; Agaricomycetes; Agaricales; Physalacriaceae
Exons: 2
Coding region: 1-525 (174 amino acids)
Source: RefSeq, a predicted model, not a curated record